Molecule: messenger RNA, 3688 nt
Organism: Camelus dromedarius (Arabian camel)
Lineage: Eukaryota; Metazoa; Chordata; Mammalia; Artiodactyla; Camelidae
Gene: OPA3
Product: outer mitochondrial membrane lipid metabolism regulator OPA3
Exons: 2
Coding region: 106-648 (180 amino acids)
Biological process (GO): regulation of lipid metabolic process
Cellular component (GO): mitochondrion
Source: RefSeq, a predicted model, not a curated record
CACGUACGUACGCACGCAAGGCGACGAGAGGGCGGGGGAAGAGGGAGAGCUCCGAGGCGCCCCGCCCAGUCAGCAAGGUUGCGUGUGCCCCUUGCGACCGCCAGGAUGGUGGUGGGCGCGUUCCCCAUGGCGAAGCUGCUAUACCUGGGCAUCCGGCAGGUCAGCAAGCCGCUUGCCAACCGCAUUAAGGAGGCCGCCCGCCGAAGCGAGUUCUUCAAGACCUAUAUCUGCCUCCCGCCGGCUCAGCUGUACCACUGGGUGGAGAUGCGGACCAAGAUGCGCAUCAUGGGCUUCCGGGGCACGGUCAUCAAGCCGCUGAACGAGGAGGCGGCCGCCGAGCUGGGCGCUGAGCUGCUGGGUGAGGCCACCAUCUUCAUCGUGGGAGGCAGCUGCCUGGUGCUCGAGUACUGGCGCCACCAGGCGCAGCAGCGUCGCAAGGAAGAGGAGCAGCGCGCCGCCUGGACCGCGAUGCAGGACGAGGUGGGCCACCUGGCGCUGGCGCUGGAGGCCCUGCAGGCGCAGGUGCAGGAGGCGCCGCCACAGGGCGCCCUGGAGGAGCUGCAGGCGCAGAUGCGAGAGGUGCGCACCCAGCUCCGCGCCCAGGACCCACCAUCCACAUCCCGGGCAGCGUCCACAUCCAAGGAGUAGAAGUCUACUGAAGCAUGAACUUAGGCAGUAUGCCCUGACGUGGCCUUCUCCCUGCACUACCCCAGCCUGUGCUGGCCCAGUGGAAACCACAGGAUCUUGAUGGAACUUGGAUUAGGUCACCUCCCACUGACCAGUGGUACCUUCCACUGGGACCAGCCCCCAGCAGGCAAAGCGUUUGUUCCAAAAUAGCCCCCUCCAGUCUCUGGCUCGUUGGUACAGUGCACAGUGCUCAUCUCCACCCCCACUCCUCACAGACCUGUGAGGUCCCAGCCUGCUGGACCACCUGAUCAUUCUUCCCGCAGAAGAAAAAGUGGAACCAGACUUCAGCCAAAUCAACCUCAGUCCCCCAUUUACCUGACAGUGUUACCUUUUUCUGGGAUGAUCAUCCUUUAUACCGGAACACCUCCUUCCCUUUGUAAGUUGGUACAGACUGUUGUGAGGAAACAAACGCAGUGCCAGUGAACUAUCUCCCUCACCAUAUAAGGUGGGCUCUUCUCCCUCUUUCUUUGAGGGAGAAGAAAAAAGGGGAUCCUGGCUUCAAUUAAUCCAUCAAAUAUAUCUUUCCCCUUAACCUGAUCUGUGGUACCUUCCCCUGAGAUGCCCAAAUGGAAUAUUCCAACAGAACCCAGUCAUCCUUCAGUCUGUGGCACAACCCACUGGAAUGGCUGUGUGGGGGGUCUUCUCCUGGCCCUCCCAGCCCCCCUUCUGCUGGAAACAUUGAUCCUGCCUAGGGCUAAUCUGUCUUGCAGCCUCGGCCCCCUGUUUCCUUGCCCUCAGUCUCUGGGCCCUUCCUACCUUCCGCACUGUCUUGAGUAGCUGCUCUCAGGGGGCUACCGGCUGUGGACUAGAUGAUCACGUCCUCCAUGUUCCGUCCAAAUCUAUGGAUCUGUGUACCCUUGCCCCUCUCCCCCGGGGCUCUGGAAUGGCCGAGCAGUCCCCCUUCAUGCAGUGGUGCCCUCCUGCCUCUGUAGCCCCAAGGCCCCCCUGCAUCCCACUGGGCUAAGCCACCAGUCGGUCUUACCUUCUUUGUUAAUUUCCACAAACUCGGUGGCUUAAAGCAAUAGGAGUUUAUUCUUUCACAGUUCUGGAGGCCAGACAUCUGAAGUCAAGGUGUCGUGAGGGCCACGCCCCCUCCGAAGGCUCUAGGGGAGGAGCCUUCCUUGCUGUUCAGCUUCUGGUGGCUUCCGGCCUUCCUUGGCUUGUGGCCGCGUAUCUCCAGUCUCUGCCUCCAUCUUCACGUGGCCUUCUCUCCCUCUCUGUCUCUUCUAAAGAUUCCUGUCAUUGGAUUAAGGGCCCACUCAAAAUCUAGGAUGAUUUCACUUCAACUGUAACUUAAUUACACAUACAAAGACCUUUUUUCCAAAUAAACUCACGUUCAGGUUCCAUGGGUUGGAUGGGGACACCCCUUCUGGUGAGCCACCAUUCAACCCACCACGCCUCCUGCCAACCCCGUGGGUCAUUUGGGGAACCACGAGGAUGAGAGGAAUGGUCCAGGAACCACCCAUCACUGCCUGAUUUCUCUUCCUGGGCUCACCUCUGAAGGCGGAAGGGCGGGGUGGUGAUCUGGGCCCCACCAGUCUGUAUUCUCUCUUUGAAACUAUAGAUAUUUCCUAAUUAAAAGAGCCCUGGAGUGAGGAAAUCAUCUGAGAAUCAUGAUAUGGCUCUUCAAAUGGGUAUAAGGCUCAUUAAAGUUAGGAGAGAAGCUGAGAGAGUUCUGAUGAGGGUGAGUGGUGGAGAGUCAUCCAGUGAACUCUUUCCCAGAUGGGGACACUGAGGCCCAGGGGAAGAGAGGGACUUGCCCAAGGCCAUGAAGCCAGUGAGGUGAUGAAGAAGUGAGAGCAGAGUCUAGAGCACCGGGAGGGACGCAGGGAGGAUACAGGGCGAGGAGGAGGAGGAGGAGAGGGAGGUAGGUUACUGGGGGAGGGGCAGAGGCUCCCAGACUCAGCACUGAUAGUGGGGAGUGGGGGCCUCCAUGUUCUAUCAGAACAGCCCCAGAUCACUCCCAAGAUCUUAGCUUGUAGUGAACGGGGUUAGAUCCAUUCCACGUGGGCCCGUUUCCUAGCAGCUGCAGGUGAAGGGAGAGGGGGAGGCUGACUCUCACUUCCUUCCUCCCUCAUCUCACUUCCCCAGGGGAUUGAAAAUGAUUUGGAUACAAGACCUACGCAGAUAGAAAACCAAGACACUGGAGUUCUGAAACAGCACCUUAAUUCCUUCUAGAAGAGCCUUCUCUGAUGUGGAGGGAGCUGAGGAGGUUGGGUCCCAGGUGGGAGUGUCUUUAAAGUUGGAAGUGACCUGAGUGGAUUAAGUGGUGAGGGGAGAAAAGGCAAGAGACAGAGCUACACUGUGUGAAGGGGUGAUUAAUGGAGCCAGAUGAGCAGGCCCAGUGCCUGUUUCCAUGAUUACCCCUGGGGGUCCACUCUGGCACUGAGACCUCUCUGGAGCAUGGGUUGCUGGAGCCCAGGGACUGCCCACCCUCUCCCCAUCAUCGGGUCAAUAAGGUGUGGUCAUUAUCAUAGUUGAUGGAGAUUCUUGAGCUCUGGUUAGGUGCUUGGCACUGUUCUAAGUGCUUUACAUAAUCCCUCAAACAUUAUUUUCUUUGUUUUCUGGAUGAGGAACCUGAGGCACAGAGAGGGAAAGUCAGCUACCCAAGGUCACAGAGGCAGGGAGGAAGCAGAGGUGAGGUAUGAAGAUGAGCGCCUGGGUCCGAGCUCCUGCGCUGUCCUGACCCUAAGGCAAUGCUACUGUCACAUCUCUGGGACUCAAAACUCAGCCCUGCCGUGUGCCUACGUGGGGCGAGACCUUGCGGGAUGCAUCCGCUUCACCCACUGGGUGGGGGUGGGAUGAGGGUGUGUGGAAGUGGAAAGGAUCCCCUCUCCAAAUGCCUGAGGCCAGAGGAUGCUUCAGCACUCUGGUUUCCUACUAACUAAAAUUUUGUGUACAUUCGCGACAUGGGGAGAGGGGUUAGAAUAAAUGUGGAAUUCAAGUUGUUUGUCUUCAAGUUGCUGCAUUUUUUUCCAUAUUAAAAAAAGAUCUCUGUUAA